AUGAGGACGAUGGAUAGUGACGUUCUUUUCAUGUAUGAUAGUGUGCAAGACUACGGUAUCAUACUUGGUGAUCUCAAUGCUAGAAUCUACUUUGUCCAAGGCUUUUUGGGUGAUUUCCGACUAGUAAUGUACCCACUCAUGGCUGCACAGCAGCGCAAGGUUUUAACCAGUUUAGUGGAGAAUAUGAAGCAAAAGGUUAAUGGGACCUGA
Molecule: messenger RNA, 210 nt
Organism: Microthlaspi erraticum
Lineage: Eukaryota; Viridiplantae; Streptophyta; Magnoliopsida; Brassicales; Brassicaceae
Source: the annotation of a GenBank genome assembly